This is a messenger RNA of Myodes glareolus (Bank vole), 179 nucleotides long. The record is from RefSeq and is a predicted model, not a curated record. NCBI's taxonomy places the organism in Eukaryota, Metazoa, Chordata, Mammalia, Rodentia, Cricetidae.
CGCCUGCCCAGUGACAAAUGUUAAACGGCCGCAGUAUCCUUACCGUGCAAAGGUAGCAUAAGCACUUGUUCCUUAAUUGGGGACUGGAAUGAAUGGCUCCACGAGGAAGUAACUGUCUCUUACUUCCAAUCAGUGAAACUGACCUUCCCAUGAAGAGGCCCAUUUCACAAUCCGUAUAA